AUGACAUUGAGCUCCGUAUUAAAAACAGAGGACAGAAAUGGCCACCCGCUCCGGUCCCAAUCCAAUCGGACUCUGCUCGACAUUAUCCGGGACGACCCGAAUGGCGCCGGGAACACCAAGGACGGUAAAAGGAGCUGGAGGCAUUUCCGAGAGAAGCUUCGUCUCCGGCGUCAAGGGUCAGGCAACUCAUGGACUUCCACCGUCCCAGUUCCGGCCUCCGACGUCCCACUACAGCCGAGCGGCAGCCAGAGAAACCGGAUGAUGAUGACCCGGAGAGACUCGACCCGAUUGAAUAUGUCCAUUGCAGAGGGCUCAGCUCAGCCAGAUGUGGAUUUGAGCACCGGAGUUCCCCGGAGUAGAUCGGCGAUGUUGCAGAGGGCCGACAGCCGAGCCAUAAGCCGAGCCGGCGGAAGGUACGGCAGUGCUCGCGGAUUUGACGAUGAUGCGGAGGACGACGAAGGGCACAGAGUGAGAGUGGAAGUAGAAGAAGAAGAGUCGGAGGAUGACGGCGAGGGAGAGACCGCCGUCGUGAGCGGCGGCGGCGGAGAAGAUAAUCAGCCGGAGCGGAUGUCGCUAAUGGCUUUGUUAGCUGAGACAGAUAGACAAAUGGGGCUUGAUGGGUCGUCUUAUAUAAUCGACGAGGAGGAGGACGACGAGGAAGAGGAAGAAGUCGGCGGCGCCGGCGCCGGAGCUGGGUACAACAACUGCUGCGUGUGCAUGGUUAGGCAUAAAGGUGCCGCUUUUAUACCUUGUGGCCAUACAUUUUGUAGAUUGUGUUCAAGGGAGCUCUGGGUUCAAAGAGGGAAUUGCCCACUCUGCAACAAUUUCAUCUUGGAAAUUCUUGACAUUUUCUGA
Molecule: messenger RNA, 855 nt
Organism: Oldenlandia corymbosa var. corymbosa
Lineage: Eukaryota; Viridiplantae; Streptophyta; Magnoliopsida; Gentianales; Rubiaceae
Source: the annotation of a GenBank genome assembly